This is a messenger RNA of Drosophila elegans, 2784 nucleotides long. RefSeq names its product DNA repair and recombination protein RAD54-like (gene okr). Bases 76 to 2418 code for a protein of 780 amino acids. Gene Ontology annotation, biological process: double-strand break repair via synthesis-dependent strand annealing; reciprocal meiotic recombination. Gene Ontology annotation, cellular component: nucleus. NCBI's taxonomy places the organism in Eukaryota, Metazoa, Arthropoda, Insecta, Diptera, Drosophilidae. The transcript is spliced from 6 exons. Gene Ontology annotation, molecular function: ATP binding; ATP-dependent chromatin remodeler activity; hydrolase activity, acting on acid anhydrides. The record is from RefSeq and is a predicted model, not a curated record.
AUUUGCAAUGUUUGUGUGACCAGACCUGUACAAUCCAAUCAGCUGUUUGCGCGACCGCCAUUUGAAUUUCCUGAAAUGCGCCGCAGCCUGGCGCCCAGCCAACGGGGUCCACAGCGUCCCGAGUCGCGGCACUUCUUUGCGCCACCGCUUCUGAAGAAAAACAAGCGAGCCUGCCAGCAGGAUCUGGAGCGGGAGCAGGAGCUCGACAGGAAGCGCCAGAGUGCCCUGCGAGGUGGCGGCAACACGGAGGACCUGCCACUGCCCAUUCGCAUUGCGAACAGCGAGUAUGAGCGGGCCAUUGCCAAGGUGCUGGCCCGGAAGUUCAAGGUGCCCAUCGAUAAUUACGUUCCGGAUUACGGCGGAAACCGCUGCCUCGGUGUACGACGCUGCAUUUCCCGGCGACCUCUGCACGAUCCGCUAGCCUGCAACGCCCUGGUUCUAUACCAACCACCCGACUACACGGAGCACGAGCGGAUGGCCAUGGAUCCCAGCCAGAUCCUGGUGCACGUCGUCGUGGAUCCCCUGCUUUGCAACAUCCUGCGGCCGCACCAGCGCGAGGGCGUGCGAUUCAUGUACGAGUGUGUGGAGGGCAUGCGGGGCAACUUCAACGGCUGCAUCAUGGCCGACGAAAUGGGUCUGGGGAAGACGCUGCAGUGCGUCACCCUGGUGUGGACACUCCUAAGGCAGGGGCCCGAGUGCAAACCUACGAUUAACAAGGCCAUCGUCGUGUCGCCGUCGUCGCUGGUAAAGAACUGGGAGAAGGAGUUCACGAAGUGGCUACAAGGCCGCCUGCUCUGCCUGCCUAUGGAAGGUGGCAACAAGGAGAACACCAUUAAAGCCCUCGAGCAAUUCUCCAUGACCUCGUCACGCCUUGGCACACCCGUUCUGCUCAUCAGCUAUGAGACAUUCCGCAUCUACGCAGACAUCCUGUGCAAGUACGAGGUGGGAAUGGUGAUAUGUGAUGAAGGACAUCGGUUGAAGAACAGCGAUAACCUCACCUACCAGGCACUAAUGGGCCUGAAAACAAAACGGCGGGUCCUGCUCUCCGGCACACCUAUCCAAAACGACCUCACGGAGUACUUCAGUCUGGUGAACUUUGUGAACCCAGAGAUGCUGGGCACGGCGGCCGUCUUCAAGCGGAACUUCGAAAGCAGUAUUCUGCGGGGCCAGAAUGCAGACUCCACGGAAGGAGAGCGGAAGCGGGCCAUCGAGAAGACGCAGGAGUUGAUCGGACUGGUCGAUCAGUGCAUUAUCCGUCGCACCAACCAGAUUCUCACCAAAUACCUGCCCGUUAAGUUUGAGAUGGUCAUCUGCGCAAAGCUUACGCCCAUUCAGCUGGAGCUCUAUACGAAUUUCUUGAAAUCGGAUCAAGUACGCCGCAGUUUGGCGGACUGUAAUGAGAAGGCCACGCUCACGGCCCUGGCGGACAUCACAACCCUUAAGAAGAUUUGCAGUCAUCCGGAUCUUAUUUAUGAUAAGAUAACAGCACGAGAAAAGGGAUUCGAAAGUUCGCAGAACGUGCUGCCGAGCAACUACAAACCGAAGGAUCUCAAUCCUGAACUGAGUGGCAAAUUCAUGCUGCUAGAUUUUAUGCUAGCCGCCAUACGCGCAGAUGGCAAUGACAAGGUGGUUCUCAUCUCCAAUUACACACAGACCCUGGAUUUGUUUGAGCAGCUGGCGAGGAAGCGAAAGUACGGAUUUGUUCGACUUGAUGGCACUAUGUCCAUCAAGAAGCGCUCAAAAGUGGUUGACCGGUUUAAUGACCCGGAGUCGGAUAGCUUCCUUUUCAUGCUGAGCAGCAAGGCCGGCGGCUGCGGAUUGAAUUUGAUCGGAGCCAACCGGCUGUUUAUGUUCGAUCCUGACUGGAAUCCGGCCAACGACGAGCAGGCGAUGGCCAGAGUGUGGCGCGAUGGGCAGAAGAAGCCCUGCUACAUUUAUCGCCUUGUAGCGAGUGGUUCAAUUGAGGAAAAGAUCUUGCAGCGGCAGACGCACAAGAAGUCGUUGUCCAGCACAAUUAUUGACAACAACGAAUCAGCCGAAAAGCAUUUUACUCGCGACGACCUUAAGGAUUUGUUCACAUUUGAUGCGAAUAUUCUGUCCGACACGCACGACAAACUCAAAUGCAAACGAUGCGUACAAAACAUCCAAACUAAGCCCCCGCCCGAUGACAGCGACUGCACCUCGCAUUUGUCCCAGUGGUUCCAUUGCUCCAACAAUCGAGGUCUGCCCGACAGUAUUCUCGCCCAGGCCUGGACGGACAGCAAGUGCGUCUCCUUUGUCUUUCACCACCGGUCACAGGCACAUGAGAUUGUGGCAAAGCCGGAGGAGGAACCAUUGGAGGAAAAACCAGCUAGUCGGAAACGUCCAUCUACGCCCCUCAGUGAUGACAGUGCUGACGAGGACUUCAUUGGAUUCUAAAAAUUGUUGGCUGAACUUUGUUUAUUCUUGCAAUUGUUUGCAUUGUUUAUUGUUUAUCAAUUUGCCCAAUUUCGUUUACUUAAGUCUAGACUUAAGAUAAUUUUCUGGCUUCCUUCGCAAUCUUAACAAUUAAAUAGUGUAACAUUUCAAAAAUGGAACCAGCACAAAAUGUAAACGUGCUAGAGAUAAAAGCUCUUUUGAACAAAUCUGGCAAACUAAAAAUCAGUCCAGAAAAUGGGAUUAUUCUUUUGUGAAAUACUGAUUAAUUUUCAUAAUAUUCAGUGGCCGUCAAUUAUACAUUAGUCAAAUCGUAGUUUUAAAUAGAUCAGUACAAAUAAACUUCGCACAGAUAGGAGUUUGGAAAAA